Messenger RNA from Boleophthalmus pectinirostris (great blue-spotted mudskipper), 2387 nucleotides. RefSeq names its product extracellular matrix protein 2, female organ and adipocyte specific (gene ecm2). Gene Ontology annotation, cellular component: extracellular matrix. NCBI's taxonomy places the organism in Eukaryota, Metazoa, Chordata, Actinopteri, Gobiiformes, Gobiidae. Gene Ontology annotation, molecular function: collagen V binding; heparin binding; protein binding. The transcript has 13 exons. The record is from RefSeq and is a predicted model, not a curated record. Bases 217 to 2277 code for a protein of 686 amino acids. Gene Ontology annotation, biological process: positive regulation of cell-substrate adhesion; extracellular matrix organization.
GUGUUUGUGUUUUGAUGUUUCAGUUUCAUCAUGAGGUGGACGGUGUUUCUGUUGAUGUUUCAGUGUUUGUGUUUUGAUGUUUCAGUUUCAUCAUGAGGUGGACGAUGUUUCUGUUGAUGUUUCAGUGUUUGUGUUUUGAUGUUUCAGUUUCAUCAUGAGGUGGACGAUGUUUCUGUUGAUGUUUCAGUGUUUGUGUUUUGAUGUUUCAGUUUCAUCAUGAGGUGGACGGUGUUUCUGUUGCUUCUGGUUUUGGUCCAAACUGAAGCCAAAGACAAAGAGAAGAGACGAGGGACGAGGAGACGAGAUGGAGACGUUAAAGUCAAAGAGAAACGUCUGAAGCCCCUGAAGCUCAAACCGGUCCCGCCCCCGAGCGUCCUGAUUGGUCCAGAGCCUCCGCCGAGCCGUCCCAUUGGCUCCAAGUCCCGAGGCAGCGCUCUGAUUGGACGAGAGACGGAGACAGAGACGAUCCUGGACCUGUUUAAGACCGAGUCACAGGACCACAAAGAACCAGGUUUGGGCGAGAGGAACUCGGUGGAGCAGAAGUUCACCAACGACGUGAUGGAGAAAUGGGAGAAGCAGCAGAAGAGAAAAGAAGAAGCUCGAAGAAGAAAGAAGAGAAAGAGAGAAAAACAGAAGAGGAGAGAAGAACAGGCUCUGAAAAUACAGGUGAAGAAGCAGGAGAGUCGGUGGAAGCAGAUGGAGGUGGAGCUGAGUGAACAGGAAGAGGCGGAGCUCCGGAAGGCGGAGGAGGAAGUGCAGGUGUGGCUCCGAGGAGACGUGUUCGAAAUGAAAACACACGAAGAAGAAACGACCGAGCCUGGACCAGAGUCCUGGACCAGAGUCUGGACCCGAGUCUGGACCCGAGUCUGGACCCGAGCUUGGACCAGAGUCUGGACCAGAGUCUGGACCUGUCUGGACCUGAGUCCUGGACCUGAGCCUGGACCCAUCCCCACUCCCCCGACCCAAGAGGGCACAGCUGAGGAAACUGAUGGGAACUAUGAGGAGAUCUUUGAGGACCCGGACCUGGACCCGGACCUGGACCCGGACCUGGACCCGGACCUGGACCCGGACCCGUCCGCGGACCGGGCCGGACUCCCUCCGGGCUGUGACAUCUCUGACGUGACGGCGUCGUGCGAAAACGCCAAACUGCAGCACUUCCCUCCUCUGUCCAUCCCGGAGCUCAAGUCCCUGAGCCUCGAAGGAAACAACAUCAGCACCAUCCCCCCCGAGGCUUUUAACGGAAUCCCAAAUCUGGAGUGGAUAAACCUGAAGAAGAACCGGCUCACGUCCGCAGGAAUCCACCCGCUCGCCUUCACGAGGCUGAAGUUCCUGACACGGUUGUACCUGGACGGGAACCUCCUGGAGACGGUUCCUUCUGGAAUCCCCUCGACGCUCCAGGAACUGAAGAUCAACGAGAACCUGCUCCAGAGCAUCCAGGAGACCAGCCUCAAAGGUCUGAGCAGUCUGGUCACUCUGGAGCUGGAGGGGAACAGGCUCAGUGAAGGAGGCGUCAGUCACGGAGCGUUCAACGACCUGACUGAACUCACCUACCUACGACUCGGGAGGAACCACUUCAGGGCCGUGCCUCAGGGUCUGCCGCCGACGCUACAGGAGCUGCACCUGGAGCACAAUCGGAUCGAGGAGAUUUCUGAGACGGUUUUUAACCAAACUCAGAGUUUAACUUUGAUCUCACUGAGGAACAACAAACUGGAGGAGAGUCGCAUCGCCCCACGAGCCUGGAUCCACCACAGGUCCCUCGAGUCCUUGGACCUGUCUCAUAACGAGCUGCACCUGGUCCCGUCGUUCCUGCCUCGGUCUCUGGUUCAUCUGGUGCUGGUGGGAAACCACAUCGAGAGGAUCCCAGGUUACGUGUUCGCGCACAUGUCUCCGGGGCUGCAGUACUUGUAUCUGUCGUACAACAAACUGGACGGCGAAGGAUUCGAGCCCGAGUCGUUUCUGGGGACGUACGAGUCGAUGGUGGAACUUUGUCUGGAUCAUAACCAGAUCCUCCAGGUCCCGUCGGGAAUCAACGAGAUGAUCGACCUGCACUUCCUCCGCCUCGACCACAACCGCAUCAGGAGGAUUGCGGGGGACAGUCUGUGUGAUCCUGGUCUGAGUGGAGGAGGAGGGACGUUAGUCGCUGUUCGUUUGGAAAAUAACUUCAUCGACCCGGAGACGGUUUCGCCCUCGGCCUUUUCCUGCGUCAGGGCCCCGUCCAGCGUGGUGCUCAAACCCCAGCACGGACCCAAGAACCGACCGCCAAAACGCCACGACUGACCAGAGCCACGACUGACCAGAGCCACGACUGACCAGAGCCACGACUGACCAGAGCCACGACUGACCAGAGCCACGACUGACCACAACCACGACUGACCACAACCACGACU